AUGCUAUGAAUAUUAUAAUUCGCACUUUGCAACAAUAUUCGAACGUGCGCGUGCGAAAUUAAGUAAACCAAUAAACAAUUGUGCGAAUGUGCGUGUUUUAACAAGUCUGAACAGGAACGUGAAAUAAUGAAAAUCGACAUCAGCUGAGCGAACGUCAAAGUAGAGAAAAUUUUGUUUGUUAUUAUUAUUAUUAUUAUGAUCGAAAACCUAGGAAAAUCACGUAUUUAAGCAGUAUUGAACAAUAAUAAACAAAACCACAAUUAAAUAAUUUCUGAUUGGAAUAUACAAAAAAAUAGGUAAAAAUGAUGUUAUUUGUGUUUCACGUUGAUCGAGGAACUAUGAUGACCUUUAACAUGCAAGCUGCCUUAUAUUCUGUUGGUGAACUUAAAGAAAAAAUCCAUCAACUUUGUAAGAUACCACCAGAAAAACAGGUUCUCCUCGUUAGCGGAGGCAGAGGCCUCUACUCCGAGAACAAAGUGUGUUCAUAUUCGGGAGGAACGGAUUCCAAUCCCAUCUUUUUAUUUUAUAAGUAUGGGAUUAAUGAUGAACUUCAAUUAAGUGAAGAUACAAUGUACAAUUCAGAAUCAGAAAUUUUAUCAAAAGUACAUGAUGCUGUCAGAGAUCCAGAAAUGACACACGCAGUUGUUGCUCGAAGGGCCACAUUGGCCGAACAAUUAUAUGAUAUAGCCGAAGAGUACCUGACUCAAUGUAAAAAAUUGGUACACGAUCAACAUCUUCAACAACAAGGUUGGAUGGCGGUCGUUGCUAAUUUGGAGGAUACCACGAUGGAAUUUAAACAACGCGCCGAAUCUUACGAGGAGACUUUUAAUCAUUAUUAUAGCAGUUAUGGAGAAUAUAUUCAUUUAGUUCAAGGUUUUAAUGAAGAUCUCAAAUUACUUAGCAAAAUUCCGUUAUUACCAGCACUUUUAACUGAAAAAGAUGUAGCCGAUCGAGAUGAUGAAGAUAUUAGCAAUGAUGAGGAAGAAAUUCAAGCUGAUGCGAUGAAACCUACAUCGCUUUUAGAGUACAUAACAAGUUCUGAAAGUAAUCAACAAAUGGAACAAUUGUUUGAUAUGUGCACAACGGGUUUGCAACAGUUUGACGAAAAGGUUCAUAAUCGAAUGAGAGUCGAUAUAGCAGAAGUUUUAAGUUUAGCUGAUGAUCCCGAAAUGAAGGAAGUAAAAGGAUUAGGUGAAAGAUUAUAUGGUUUAGAUAAAUUAAUAAGAGAUGGGGAGAGUUGUGUUUUAGAGCAAAAACAACAAACUAAAUCUUUCACUUCGAAUAAUUUAACAAUAGCUAAAACUGGUGAAAAAUCAAUUAUCCCCGAUUUAUGUUCAUCACAUACGUUACAACUUCAAGCAAUGGGUACAACCCAUCAAAAAUUAUGUGAUAUUACGCGAAGGGUGAUUAAAGCAAAAGAAGAAUUAAUUAAAAAUUUAUUUAUGAGACUCAAAUGGGUGAUGUACGUUGAAAAUAAAAUCUUAGAAACGAGUCAAAAAUUAUUUGUUUGCCACGAAAAUUUAAAACGUUUAUGUCGGCAAUUAGAUAUGUUACAUCAAAUACAUAACGCCCCAACUUUAUACUUAAACGGAAUUUCAGAAGUUGUACGUAGAAAAGCGUUCUCUAAAGCAUUUUUAUUGUGGGCUUCUGAUUUGGCGUGCCGAAUGAUGACCAUUCAUAACGACGAAAAAGCGCGAAGAAAAGAUUUUGCUGCUGCAGCUGAAGGGCAUUUUUUGGCAACUUUAUUCCCAGAUUCUAAUGAUACUAUUCCUGCUUUCGCGGUAGAACCACCUUCUGUAUUUGAUUCUAAUUUACCAGCUGUAUCUGAAGAAGAUGUGCAAGCUUUCAAAGAUAGUCUUCCUGAAGCUUUAAGAAACGAAUUUAAACUGUAUGAUUUAUCAACAGUCAUGGAAUUUUUUAUUAUUAAAGAAGGUAAAAAUGAUUUCGUUCAAACCGGAAGUCAAACUAUGGAUGUUGUUGAACAAACCGAUUUUACCGGGAAUGUUGAAGGUGUUCCGAAAAAUCUUGAUGUCGCUGUAAUACCGUUAUUAAAAGACUUAGAUAGAGGCUGUGAAUCUGAAACGGAUACCGAAGAGUUUGAAAAAGUUUGUCAAAGCCCUUUGGAAUUACAAUUUGAUCGCGAAGUUCAAUCUGUCCCAAGAACCCAGGAUAUUGGAACAUUAACCGAGGAUAAUCUUCAAUCAUCAAGAAUAGAAUAUGAUAGAGUAAAAGGUUCAUUAACACAACUUUCUUCGUUUACCCAACAAGCUUUAGUAAAUUUAAGACGUGAAUUGAGCGAUUUAAAAGAAUAUUUUAUAACGGAACAAGAAGUUCUAGCGAAACAUUGCGGCGAUUUAACCGAAUCUUGGGAACAAGUUUCUUCGGGGAACGAAGUUAAAGAUAAACAAAUGGCAAUAUUAAUAUCAGAAAAUGAUGAGUUAUUAAAAAAUUUUAAAAGAGAACUAGACUCGAAGAACGAAGAAUUAAAACAAUUACGGAUAGAAAACGAGGUGCUCGAUCGUAAAAAUAAAGAUUUUUUUAUGGAUAAUUGUUACUUAAAAUCGGAGGUCGAUAAUCUUAAAACUCAAAGUAGCGUAAAAAUUGAAAAUUUAACACGUACUUUAGCCGAUAAAGACGUUGAAAAAGAACGAUCUUUACAAUUAUUAAGGGAGGAGAAUAAAGCGGAAAUUGAGACUUUAAGAUCUCGUUUUAAAUUGAUGACUGAAUCAACUUCAAGUGAUACGAAUUUGGAACGAGUUUGGAAUGCCGAAAUGGAAUCGAGGAUGGAACAACAAAUUCGUUUGGCCGUUUUAAAUGAACGAGGAAAAUGGGAAAAGAUUAUCGCAAAUCUUAACGCAACCAAUGAAAAUUUAAUUCGCGAAAAUCAAACGUUAUUAAACGAUCAAGAAGAAAAGGAUAAUCUUAUAAAACAUUUAAAAGAGGAAAUCGAACAAUUUCAUAGAAAUCAAAAAGAAACGGAAGUUAUGGAGUUUAAAGAUGAUUUAAGUGCUUCUGUAAUGACCGGAAUUUCUGAAGCUAGUAAAUCUGAACCGAUGGAUGUUUCUAAAGUAAAAGACACUUUAACGAUGAGUCAAAAAUCAUUGAUAGCAACCAAAAAAUUAAAUGUAACCAAGUGCAAUAUUGGUGAUUUAGUUUUAGUUUUAUGGGAUUCAAAACAUGAUAAUUAUAAAAUAUUGCAAGAAAGUAGCACUAUGUAUUUUCUUCAUUCAGAUAGUUUAGUUCCUUUAGGUUUAAAACGAGGAGAAAAGGGUAAAUUAUAUACGUGGGGGCAAGUUACACAUAAAGAUUAUUGUCAUGCAAGAAAAGCCCAAAAUAGAUAUAAUGUCCAAGUAGGUACGAAAUUUUAUCGUGUUAAAGUAAAUCCAGUUAUUAUAAUGGAAACUAUAGAAAAAAUGGAAGAAUUAAGAGAAUCACCGAUUUUAGACACUAACACUUUAUUAACAGUACCGGAAAGGAAUCUUAAUCCGGAUGGAGCAACGACGUCUUCAACGAGAUCAUCAAGUACGAUGACUUGUUCGUUUUCAAUACAUUCACCGGAGCCGUUACAAAUGGAUACAUCAACUAGUAGCAGUAGCAACCGCACGCACACAUUUACUUAUUGUCUGUCCGAUCCGUGGCUUGGUGGAAGCGCUUGGUAGAAAAUUCGUGAUGUGUUUGGUUAAGAUGUCCAAUAGAAGGUAGAUAGGUUCUAAUUUAAUUAGCUGUUCUCAUUUUAUUCUUUCAAAUUAUAUUUUAAUAAAUAAAAAAAUUAAUAAAUUGAACAAAAAAAUACAUAACUUUGUAGAUUUAUAAGAAAAUAUUAAAAAAAAAUUAAUGUGGGAAACGAAUCAGUCAAAUAUAUCGUUCGGACGUUGAUGUAGUUUCAUUUCCUUUGUGAUUUUACCUAGAAAAUAAUUUAGUGAAAUUACUUUUGAAGUCGAAAA
This is a messenger RNA of Onthophagus taurus, 3944 nucleotides long. It is a transcript of the gene Atg17, whose product is annotated as Autophagy-related 17. Gene Ontology annotation, molecular function: molecular adaptor activity; protein kinase binding. Gene Ontology annotation, cellular component: Atg1/ULK1 kinase complex; phagophore assembly site membrane. Lineage: Eukaryota; Metazoa; Arthropoda; Insecta; Coleoptera; Scarabaeidae. The record is from RefSeq and is a predicted model, not a curated record. Gene Ontology annotation, biological process: positive regulation of protein phosphorylation; glycophagy; reticulophagy.